GCCGUGGGGCGGUGGGGCGCGGAGGCGCACAUAGAUCCAUGCGCUGAGCUCACAGACGGAGCGCCUGCGCAGCAGCCGUGUCAGUCCGCGGCCUUCCUCUUUCUCUGAGCGCAAAGGAGGAAGCGUCUGAGGCCGUCGUUUUCGGCAUUAGAGGGCCCUGCAACACCCGAGGAUCCAGAGCUUUCCUGACCGCACUUAAUCGCCACGAUCACGCCGACGAGGCGGAGCAGAAAGGCAGAGCCGCCCGGAGCCUCCCGCAGCUGCCGCCGCGGUGGGGGGGAUGCACAUCCGUCGCUUUGUUGUUGAGUCACCGCUUUGCCAAGGCCCUGCCAUUAGAGGGAGUCUUGCAUUUCAGUGUGGACUGUUCCACGGGGUCCCCUGUUUAUACUGUUUUCUACGGAGCCGCUUCUGUCUCCACAAUGGCGUUCGUUAGCUAACUGUUAGUGCCUUCUCGUGUCUGUGGGAUAGUGCCCCUGCCCACCCCGCUGUUUAGUCGAGACGAUGCUGAAGGUGUGUUCCGCGUCAGGACUGGAACCGGGGCCCGUCGCGCCUCGGUAGUGGGACAGAGAGGCCACACAGAAAUGGUUCGAUAUUGGGUAUCUGUCCGCAUUCUGUGCUGUGUAUUCGGACAUUGACAUGGAGACCGAGUGAAGGGUGUUCACCCGGGACGGAGCGAGCACAGACGCGCAGGUUUCUCCAGCGGCACCAGUUCACACCACUAACAGAACUGUUGUCCGGGCGAGAUGUCAUUGCGCACCGCGCUGCUUGGGAAUGAGAGGAACCCGGACCGGCAGGUGUCACUGUCCGGGGGCCAGUCAGAUAAAGCCAGUGCCUGGUCCAGCCGCUCUCUGGGGGCCCGCUGUCGAAACUCCAUCGCCGUGUGUUCAGAUGAGCAGCCCCACAUCGGAAACUACCGCCUCCUGAAGACCAUUGGCAAGGGUAACUUCGCCAAAGUCAAGCUGGCCCGCCACAUCCUCACCGGCCGCGAGGUCGCCAUAAAGAUCAUUGAUAAAACUCAGCUGAAUCCUACCAGUUUACAGAAGCUGUACCGGGAGAUGCGCAUUAUGAAGACUCUGAACCAUCCCAACAUAGUUAAACUGUUUGAGGUGAUUGAGACUGAGAAGACCCUGUACCUGGUCAUGGAGUAUGCUAGCGGAGGAGAAGUGUUCGACUACCUCGUGGCUCACGGCCGAAUGAAAGAGAAGGAGGCUCGAGCCAAGUUCAGACAGAUUGUCUCUGCUGUGCACUACUGCCACCAGAAGAACAUUGUCCACAGGGACCUGAAGGCAGAGAACCUGCUGUUGGAUGCAGACGCUAACAUAAAGAUCGCAGACUUUGGCUUCAGUAAUGAGUUCAGUGCAGGCAGCAAACUGGACACGUUCUGUGGCUCCCCGCCCUAUGCCGCCCCCGAGCUGUUCCAGGGGAAGAAGUAUGACGGGCCUGAGGUGGACAUCUGGAGCCUGGGGGUCAUCCUGUACACACUGGUCAGUGGGUCACUGCCCUUUGAUGGACAAAACCUCAAGGAGCUGCGAGAGCGCGUGCUGCGGGGGAAAUACCGCGUGCCCUUCUACAUGUCCACAGACUGUGAGGUCAUCCUGCGCCGCUUCCUCGUGCUCAACCCCACCAAGCGCUGCUCUCUGGAGCAAAUCAUGAGGGACAAGUGGAUAAAUGUGGGCUACGAGGGGAAUGAGCUGAAACCCCACACUGAACCUGCAGAGGACUUCAGCGACACAAGCCGCAUUGAUGUUAUGGUCGGGAUGGGCUUCAGCAGAGAUGAGAUCCAGGAGUCUCUGAAUGGACACAAGUACAACGAAGUGACCGCAACCUACCUGCUACUGGGCCGCACCGGUCAGAAGGAAGCCAAUGAAUCGCGCUCUGGCAGCACCCUGAGUUUAGCCCGAGCCCGCACCAUCACCAAUGGGACGAGUAAGCUCCCCUCCUCUUCUUCCUCGGGGACAGCCUCCUCCAGCCAUAAACCUGUGCGCAGUGCCUCCACGUACCACCGCCAAAGACGCCACUCAGACUUCAGUGAGAUCUGCACCCCCACAUGUGUUCUUGUUUGCCCGUGUGUGCCCCAUGUCUCCUGCUCCUCUCACAUUCUGCUGCUGCUUUCAGGUGGCCCCUCUGUGCCCGGGACCACACAGCCACGUCGCAGUCCCAGUACUGUGACCGAGGGACUGAAGGAAGGACGCAAAACAGGGACCCCCACCCCCCCAAGCCCCAUGGUCAGCUCUGCUCACAACCCCAACAAGGCAGAGAUUCCAGACCGACGCAAGGAGGCCAACUCCACCCCAGUGAGCGCUCCUUCGAGUGGUAUGACCCGGAGGAACACGUACGUGUGCACAGAACGCUCUGGCUCUGACCGGCAUGCGCUGCUGCACAAUGGGAAGGAGAACAGCUCUGGGUCCCACCGCUUGCCCCCUGCCUCUCCCUCUACCCACAGUAUAGCAGGGGCCUCUGGCGUGAGCUCCUCACGCCUCUCACGGGGCUCCACUGUUCGGAGCACCUUCCAUGGGGGCCAGCUCCGCAGACCUCCAACACAUGCGCCCCCCUCCUCCCCCACGCCAUCCCAUGAUUCCAGCCUGACAAGUAACGCCCGCUCCAGAGGCACCACCAACCUGCUGAGCAAACUCACCUCCAAGCUGAGCCGCAGGGUCACAGACGAACCUGAGAGAAUCAGCAGAUCUCCGCUCCCAAGUCGCCAUGUAUCUGGGCAUCAGAAAGCGAGCGAGCCCCGGACCCCCCGAUGUGGCUGGGAUGUGAAGGUGCGGAGCCCGAGGGACCCUGCGGAGGUGGUGCUGGCACUGCGGGAGGCCGCCCAGGCCUGCGGCUGUCAGGUGCAUGUGGCAGGGCCCUUCCUCCUGUCCUGCACGCACGGGACCGCUGGGGCCCGGGUGGCCUUUGAGGCUGAGGUAUGCCAGCUGCCCGGCGGGCCGGGGCGCAGCAGUGGUGUACGCUUCAAACGACUGUGGGGGGCACAGCUGGCAUUCAGGGACAUCGCCACCAAAGUGUCCAAGGAGCUGGAGCUCUGAGGGCCAUGGUGUAGGUACGCUUGGGCAGCGUGCACCCAGGCAGCCAGUGCCUGUGGCAGGCAAUCUACAGACUACAGCACUGGCUCUCUGCAGCUUACUGAGACUUGUGUUUGCUGCCCCUGUCUCCUGGAUGACCUGCAGACAGGACAUGUGUAAAAGGGACCUUGUGAAGUACAUCUGUUGCCUGUGGAAGAGGGGCACACGCUGUAUACAGUCUUUAAUUUAAGAAUGGCAGAUAUCUUCUUGAGCACUUUUCUAUUUGUUUUUAUAUCUGCUACAUUUUCUUACUACACGUUUUAACACAGAGGGCAGUGUAGAGGAAUUGGCCACUUCUUGAUCCAUAUAAAGUUUUUCAGAUCUAUGACAGUCUAAAAGGAGAAGCAAUAAAAAAGUGUUUGGUUUCUGUUUCCUUUGUAUUUAUGAUGUCCAAACUUCCCCUUUUUUGGUCGUCUAUGAGAUUUGCAGGUUUUCAUAUUGUUUUUUCUUAAGUUAACAGCAAAGUCCAAACAGCAUUUUGAUUUUACAGCUCUGCUCCGGCAUAUUAGAACCACGUGAAUAGAAAUGUCCUCUGGAUUUCCUCAGGGAGGUUUGGGCAAGUCCACUUUGGGGACUCCUGUAUGUCUGCAGGAAGCUGCUUUCUUUCAAAUGUGCCAUUAUCAAAGACGAACUGCUGUGAGUCCAACUGAGCAGCAAAGUCCUAUUCUCUAAACAGUGCUUAGCACCUCUAGUGUAGCAUAUUAGACUGCUGCCCUGCUCCCCAUGUUCCCCCAGUGUGGGCAUCCCAGAGUGAGUGGGCAGAGACUGGAUGUCCCAGAGUGGGUGUCGGCACCAUGUUGCUGUGAGUGUGCAUGUCCAAAAUCCCACAGGCACAGUGAACAGCACACAAAUUAGGGCCCCUCAAAGGUCUGAGCCUCAUAUUGUAGCUGUCCACUCUGCUGCGCCGCUGCCUUCCCUCGUGUCACUAGACAUGCUUCAGAAGGAACCCUCCUGACCUGACUUGAAUUACACAUGGAGUGACUUGAUUUGGCUCUUUCUUUAGAUUGUUCAAUAACUGAAUGUUUUUCUGAGCUUAGGCCCUCCAGGGGCCUCGUGGUAGGCUUCACCUGUCGUAAGUCUUUGCUAUGGUAGGCCUCCCAUGUAGUAGGCUUGAAGAAACCUGAGACUUGCAUGUCUCUUUGAAUCAUGUGGCACUCAAAUAAAAACUUGUUCAAUA
This is a messenger RNA of Boleophthalmus pectinirostris (great blue-spotted mudskipper), 4245 nucleotides long. It is a transcript of the gene mark4b, whose product is annotated as MAP/microtubule affinity-regulating kinase 4b. Gene Ontology annotation, biological process: protein phosphorylation; microtubule cytoskeleton organization; intracellular signal transduction. Gene Ontology annotation, molecular function: ATP binding; tau-protein kinase activity; protein serine/threonine kinase activity. The transcript has 16 exons. The record is from RefSeq and is a predicted model, not a curated record. The coding region runs from base 744 to 3032 and encodes 762 amino acids. NCBI's taxonomy places the organism in Eukaryota, Metazoa, Chordata, Actinopteri, Gobiiformes, Gobiidae. Gene Ontology annotation, cellular component: cytoplasm.